CGGAUGCUGAUGCCAUGUAGCAUAUGAAAACACCACCAUCUUACAAAUAGGUCAGUAAACUCCCAAUAGAGAAGCAUGUGCUGGUCCCUGUGGGAUCAUCAGAGGAACUUCACAUGGUGGAGGCUGAGCAGCAGUAGCAGCAGCAGCAGCAGCAGUAGCGUUCUUUCAGACCACGCCUCUGCUUUGCACCAGCCUCUCUCAGUGUAGAGUGGGCUGUGACUGUAGACUACCGUCUGCAUUUCUUUAAAGCCGGGACGAGAAUGAGAGAAACGGAGAAAUUGGGAGAAAUUAAUAAAUAAAUAGAACUCUAUUGAUACGAGAACCGGUAUCACCUCCUCCACUCCACUCCCUCAUGCAGUUUUAACGCAGAAGAAGCAGCAGAAGCAGCAGCAACAGCGCAAGAAGCUGAAGAAGACGCCCCCUUCCUCCCCUUCUUCCGUCCUCUCUCUUUCUGCACCUGUUCUGCUUCGUCUUCUCACCAGAGUUGAGUUGAGCCGCCUGAGAGAGAGAGAGCGAAAGAGAGAGAGAGAGCGAAAGAGAGCGAAAGAGAGAGAGAGUGAGAGAGAGCGAGCGAGCAAGCAAGCGGACGUCGCCUCUCAUUGUUAGAUUAUUAGACGACGCUGUCGGUUGUAGUGUGGAGCAUGACUUCAUCGUUCGCCAUAGAUUAUCACCAUCUGUCGGAAAGCCGGUUAAUGACUACGGGCGACACACUCAAUGGCAGCAAGAUGAAUGGGUCACUGGAGCAUUUGGACCAGCCAGAUCCUGACGCCAUCAAAAUGUUUGUGGGACAGAUUCCCCGUUCCUGGUCUGAAACAGAACUCAAAGAGCUUUUUGAGCCCUUUGGAGCUGUGCACCAGAUCAACAUUCUCCGUGAUCGCACCCAGAACCCCCCUCAAAGCAAAGGAUGCUGUUUUGUAACUUUUUAUACAAGAAAAGCUGCACUGGAGGCCCAGAAUGCACUGCACAACAUUAAGACCUUAAGUGGGAUGCAUCAUCCCAUACAGAUGAAACCUGCUGACAGUGAGAAAACAAGCGCUGUAGAAGACAGAAAACUCUUUAUUGGAAUGGUGUCAAAGAAGUACGGCGAGAACGAGGUCCGAAUGAUGUUCUCGUCCUUCGGACAGAUCGAAGAGUGCCGAAUUCUCCGGGGACCAGAUGGCCAGAGCCGAGGCUGUGCGUUUGUCACAUUUGCUACCAGGGCAAUGGCACAGAAUGCAAUCAAAACCAUGCAUCACUCUCAGACUAUGGAGGGAUGUUCUUCACCUCUGGUGGUGAAGUUUGCCGACACGCAGCGGGAUAAGGAACAGAGGCGUCUGCAGCAGCAGCUCGUCCAGCAGAUUCAGCAGCUCAACAACACCUCCACCUGGGGAAACCUGGCCGGCCUGAGUGCUCUCACACCACAGUACCUGGCAUUACUCCAGCAGGCUUCAUCUACAACCAACCAAGGAGGUUUCAAUGGCAUGCAGAGACUCGGAGGAGUGAAUCCCCUUCAACUGCAGAACCUGGCCACACUGGCUGCGGCUGCGGCUGCAGCUCAGAGUUCUGCCAGCCCCACUGCCACCAGUGCUCUGUCUGCUAGCAGUGCAGCUCUGGGAGCCCUGGCCAGCCCAGCUGGUUCAACAGCAGGCUCCAGUGCCGGCGCGGCCAUGAACACCUUGGCGUCUCUGGGCACCCUGCAGGGCCUCACUGGGACCUCGAUGGGCCUCAACAACCUCAACGCUCUCACCAGUAGCGUAAGCGGUGAGUUUUUUGAGUCCACUAAUCACACAUCGCAUGGCUCCAUGGACGCUCUGACCCAGGCCUACUCAGGGAUGCAGCAGUACACAGCCUCCGCACUGCCCUCCCUCUACAGCCAGUCGGUCCUGCAGCAGAGCCUCGCUGGCAGCCAGAAGGAAGGACCAGAGGGCGCCAACCUGUUCAUCUACCACCUGCCACAGGAGUUUGGAGACCAGGACCUCCUGCAGAUGUUCAUGCCUUUUGGAAACAUGGUCUCAGCCAAAGUCUUCAUCGACAAACAGACCAAUCUGAGCAAGUGCUUUGGGUUCGUCAGCUAUGACAAUCCUGUGUCUGCGCAGGCUGCCAUCCAGGCCAUGAAUGGUUUCCAGAUCGGGAUGAAGAGGCUGAAGGUGCAGCUGAAGCGCUCCAAGAACGACAGCAAACCCUACUGAUCCUAGCCCCGGGGCUGUUCCCCUCCCCAGCUAUAAUGCUAGCACUGCUAGGGUAAGUUCACCCUCCAGCCAAGGUCACCACAGCAGAGACUCAGUGGGGCAGGGGGGAAAAAAGGAGGCCACCACAGGAGGGAGACUUACACCUAAAAUUACUGCAAUGAUCAUUCCACAUUUUACUGUAUUUCAUUACUGCGUUUGCUCAUGUACUUUGGAUCUGAUGAAAUAUUUGAACGUGUACAAUUAUUUAUGAAUAUCACUGGAGUUCGUUUUUUUUUUUUUUUGGAGGUAUUUUGUCUGUAUUAAGUGGAGCGCACCAGGUGUUUCCAUACCAUUUCAUUGCCUUCAGGUCAAGUUUUAAGACAGGUUGACUAAGGAUCAGUCGUGCGUGCGUGCGUGUUGCUGGGCUUGAAGCCCAAGGCCACGUGAAACCCAAAGCUUCAACCUUGUGUUUGGCUGUUUACUUAAAAGUCCGCCUCGUUUAAUACCAUCCUUCAUACUCAAUUCAUCUGUCUUUGUUCCUCGUCUGCUGACCCCCCCUCAUAUCGUUACCUCAGCCAGUUGUGGGCUAGGCUACCUCUGUUUCUUUAUCUCCGCUCUUCUCCAGUCAUUCCAUCCAUCCGUUCCCUAGGUGGGGCUGUCACUUCAUCCAAACUUCAAGUAAUAGUAGAUUUUUUUAGUUGACACCCAGGACCCUCAGCGCUCCGGCAGGUCACAUGUCCCCUUCAGCUAGAAGCACAAAAAAAAAAUUCACAUGCUAGUGCUAAUGUUUUUUUCUGUCAUUUAUUAAGUGCGAAUUCUGCUAAAAAAAAACCACGUGUUAGCGUGACUUACCUGCAUGUAUAUUAGUCAAGCACAGGCACAGAGGCAUUAAAGAUCUGGUGAGUGACACCGGAGUGAGUUAGUGGUACUUUUUACCUGAUCUGGGAGUCGGCUGUAACAGGACGACUUCUUAUUGGUUGCCGACGCCAAAACUAUUACUCUGCCAAAUUGGACUUUUUUUUUCCAUGGGCACAGAGGCAUUCAAAUGUGAUAAGUUAAUAAAAAAGGCAGUUUCUGGCUUUCUGGUAAAUCUCUUCAAAUCCAGAUUAUCCCACAUUUUAGUUUAUAUGUUGUCUCUUUUUUUUUUUAAUCACUUAAGAGGCAGAGUUUUGUGUACGAGUUCUGCCGAAGUGUGCCAAUGACAUGCUUCCCUUUAGCAGACCUAGAGGCAUUAACAGUUAAUAAGCAGCAGUAGACCAGCAGAUUAUUCCUUGUUUUAUAGAAGACAAACUUCAACUCUUAAAAAAAAAAAAAAAAAA
Cynoglossus semilaevis (tongue sole) is the source of this 3466-nucleotide messenger RNA. RefSeq names its product CUGBP Elav-like family member 2. NCBI's taxonomy places the organism in Eukaryota, Metazoa, Chordata, Actinopteri, Pleuronectiformes, Cynoglossidae. The transcript has 13 exons. The record is from RefSeq and is a predicted model, not a curated record. The coding region runs from base 642 to 2168 and encodes 508 amino acids. Gene Ontology annotation, molecular function: RNA binding.